UGGGCGAGUUUAUGGGCAAGGCGUGGCCAAAUCCGAAGUACCUAGAGUUUGAAGGGAACCGCGUGCUACUGCUGUUGCUGCCGAGUCUGUCGAGGCGGGGGUUACCAGUCGGUCAGAGGGGUAUCUAGUGUAACCGUGGGAACCGAAGACUGCGCGGGGUGGACAGGGGAGGAAAACCGGGGAAAGACACAUAGCCCUGCACACCUCAACCGGCGCAUGUAUCUGCGGGGUUGUCUUUAUUGCCAGGCUCACCUUAUCCAUAUCGGAUGGUGAAUGAAAACGAUCUGCGACCAGUAGCCUACGGAAACACUAACUGACUGACUGACGAAGAUGGAAAGUCAAAGCUGCCGCUGUAAGAUCGUGGUGGUCGGAGAUACGCAAUGUGGUAAAACGGCGCUUUUGCAUGUUUUUGCGAAGGACUGCUAUCCGGAGAACUAUGUCCCCACAGUCUUCGAAAACUACACAGCCAGUUUUGAAAUCGACAAACAGAGGAUUGAGUUGAACAUGUGGGACACAUCAGGUUCCUCGUAUUACGACAACGUUCGACCGUUGGCCUAUCCCGACUCGGACGCAGUGCUAAUCUGCUUCGACAUCAGUCGCCCAGAAACUCUGGAUAGUGUCCUUAAGAAGUGGCAGGGGGAGACGCAGGAGUUCUGUCCCAACGCCAAGGUGGUUCUGGUGGGCUGCAAGCUGGACAUGAGGACAGACGUGAGCACUCUGAGAGAGCUGUCCAAGCAGCGCCUGAUCCCCGUCACCCACGAACAGGGAAGUGGGCUGGCCCGUCAGAUAGGUGCGGUGGCCUACGUGGAGUGCACCUCCAAGGUGUCGGAGAACAGCGUACGGGACGUGUUUCACAUCACCACGCUGGCGUCAGUGCGGCGGCCUCACAAGCCUCAGCUGAAACGCAGCAGCUCCCGCAGGGGCCUGAAACGGGUGUCCCAGCUGCCCCUGCCGCCCCUCCCUAGUCGGACUGACAACCUGGACCCCGCCCCCGCCCUGAGGAAGGACCGGGCCAAGAGCUGUGUGCUCAUGUAGUGACCCAUCAAUAACACACACACACAUACAGUGGGGAGAACAAGUAUUUGAUACACGGCCGAUUUUGCAGGUUUUCCCACUUA
This is a messenger RNA of Esox lucius (northern pike), 1118 nucleotides long. It is a transcript of the gene rnd2, whose product is annotated as Rho family GTPase 2. The transcript is spliced from 5 exons. Gene Ontology annotation, biological process: small GTPase-mediated signal transduction. Lineage: Eukaryota; Metazoa; Chordata; Actinopteri; Esociformes; Esocidae. Gene Ontology annotation, molecular function: GTPase activity; GTP binding. The record is from RefSeq and is a predicted model, not a curated record. Bases 331 to 1035 code for a protein of 234 amino acids.